Exserohilum turcica Et28A is the source of this 1802-nucleotide messenger RNA. RefSeq lists its product as uncharacterized. The record is from RefSeq and is a predicted model, not a curated record. The transcript is spliced from 3 exons. Gene Ontology annotation, molecular function: oxidoreductase activity, acting on paired donors, with incorporation or reduction of molecular oxygen; monooxygenase activity; iron ion binding. NCBI's taxonomy places the organism in Eukaryota, Fungi, Ascomycota, Dothideomycetes, Pleosporales, Pleosporaceae. Bases 1 to 1629 code for a protein of 542 amino acids.
AUGAAUUAUCAGGACUCUCUGGGCGGAGGGUCAUACCCAAGCCUCUUUGCGCUGUGCCUGUCUUCGGUAUUGGCGUAUGUCGUAUUUACCUGCAUAUACCGCCUCUAUUUCCACCCACUCGCAUCGUUCCCCGGUCCAUUCUGGGCUCGCCUAACAGUGUUUCCAUCAUGGUGGCACACUCGCACUGGCGACAGGCAUAUUUGGAUGUAUAGCCUGCAGGAGAAAUACGGCCCUGAAUUCCGGUACCGUCCUGAUAGUGUCGUUCUCAAUACUCCGGCUGCUUUCAAGAAGAUAUUCGGACCAAAAGGCAAUGUCAAGAAAAGCGACUACUACAGUGUGUGGCCACGCAAUAUCAAGUCCAUCAACACCUGGAGCAGCACGACCAUCAGUCUUCACGCUCGCAAGCGCCGUGUGCUGAACUACGCAUUUUCCGAUGCAGCUUUGCGUGAUGCCGAAGUGUUCCUGCAUUCGAACCUGGACCGGUGGCUGGAACUGAUUGGCCAGCAAGCCUCAAAGGACGGUGAAUGGACCAAGCCAAUCAACAUGUGUGACUGGAUGAAUUGGCUCGUCUUCGAUAUCCUUGGUGACCUAUGCUUUGGCAAGAACUUCAAUAUGAAGGAGCCUGAGAGCGACCUGCGCCACAUUCCGGAGGUCAUGGCCUAUUACCUGGAAGUCAUCCACCCAAUUGCCUUCAGUCCAUUUGCUGGUUGGUGGGUAUGGCUAAAGCCUCGGGGUCUUGAUUGGCUCUUGUCCGUUGCAUCGCCCCCAACUGUUGUAAAGUGGCAGGAGUUCGUAACCAAGUGUCUUGAGAACCGCUCUCGGGAAGAGCAAGAGUUGGAGAGAAACCCAAAGCCCGAGGGCGAGGUCCGAAAAGAUUUCUUCCAUUGGCUCUUCAAAGCUGUUGAUCCGGAGACGGGGAAGCGCGGCUAUGACCUGGAUGAGCUGUAUGCUGAGUGCGAGCUGCUGACCAUUGCCGGCUCAGACACAACCUCGAUCGUCCUAUCUGCUGCCUUUUUCUAUCUUAUGAAGAAUUCCGAGAUUCAGGACAAAAUCGCCGACGAGAUUCGCUCGACCUUUGCAAACUACAGUGACAUCAAGUCCGGCAGCGAGAUUAUGUCGUGCAAGUAUCUCACAGCCUUCCUCCAGGAAGCUAUGCGCAUGACUCCACCUCUGGCUGCGGAGCCCAGCCGAGAGGUACUUCCAGGGGGCACCAGCGUCGACAACCACUUUUUCCCUGCUGGUCUUCAUGUGAGCACCGGCAUGUAUUGUCUCAGCUACAAUGAGAACGUGUAUCCCGAGCCCUUCAAGUUCCGGCCGGAGCGUUGGAUCGUGGACGAGUCUGGAAAGGAGGGUUCUUCAGCGGAAAGUGUGGCCCUGGCGGAGAGCGGCUUCUGUGCCUUCUCCUUUGGAACGCGUGGCUGCAUCGGAAAGAACCUCGCCUGGCUUGAGAUGCGGCUUGUUCUCGCAAAGACGCUCUGGAUGUACGAGGUGCAGGGAGUUGAAAACGACAAUCUCGGUGGAGGCGACCGCAAGGGUCCGCAUGGGCGGCAGCUGGAGGAUCAAUACCAGAUUUGGGACAUGUUUGUGGCCAACAGGAAGGGCCCAAUGCUGCGAAUGAGAAAGAGAUAACUUUGAGGUAUUACAUACCGAAGGAGUUCGUAGUGAGGGUGUAGCAUGUACCUGCAGACGAUGGGCGGCAGUCGUAGGCAGGCGUCUGCAUUCGUCCUAGUAGUGUCCUGACGUCAAUUGUGAAUGCCGGGGAAGGUACCAAGCCUCACGGCGUCUUCUGGCUCUUGCCCUCC